Messenger RNA from Schizosaccharomyces cryophilus OY26, 1691 nucleotides. Its product is annotated as SAGA complex histone acetyltransferase subunit Gcn5. Gene Ontology annotation, biological process: positive regulation of transcription by RNA polymerase II; chromatin remodeling. Gene Ontology annotation, molecular function: histone H3 acetyltransferase activity; protein binding. The record is from RefSeq and is a predicted model, not a curated record. Gene Ontology annotation, cellular component: histone acetyltransferase complex. Bases 317 to 1588 code for a protein of 423 amino acids. The transcript has a single exon. NCBI's taxonomy places the organism in Eukaryota, Fungi, Ascomycota, Schizosaccharomycetes, Schizosaccharomycetales, Schizosaccharomycetaceae.
AACCUACAAGAAAAAAAAACCUGGGUUUUUGUAAGUUUUGGUUGACGGUUUCGAAGAAAAUGCUUUCAUUUUGAGUACUCUAUUAUAACUUUCUCUUUGUUGUGUCUCCGUUUACUACUCAUAGUUUUGUGUAACGAAAACGAAGAAAAACUAUCAUUGUCAGCGUAUUAUAAGUGUUUUGUUGUACGAAACGUGAUUCCUGUUUUCUUGCAUAUUUUUGUGGGGAGAUAUCUUGUUUGAUUGCUUUCUUUUCUUCGGUUUGGGGUGGACUGGACUUCAGGGCUGUAAACAAAUAAAAGAGUUAUUUGAAAGUACGAUGAAUCCAAAUCAUCACUACAACGAGGAGGAAGAAAACCAUACGGCUAUGGAAAUUGAUAAGCCUACUACCAUCAAGGAAGAGAGAAAAGAAACGGACUCUGAAAUACAGUUGCAAUCUUCUCAGGCCAUAAAUGGAAAUGAUGCAGCGACUUCCAAACGUCGAAGAUUGCUUUCGUCUGACCUGAAAGUAGACUUUGAUUUGGGACAACUUAAGAUUUUGGAAAAGCCUGCUGCUUUGGAAGAAAAACGAGGAAUCAUUAAGUUUCGUGUGGUAGCAAAUGACGGUAAUCCUGAAAGCUUUAUUAUGUUGACAGGUCUAAAAAAUAUCUUCAUGAAGCAAUUACCUAAAAUGCCAAAGGAAUAUAUUACAAGACUUAUUUACGACAGAAAUCACCUGUCCAUGACCAUCGUGAAAGAUAACUUGCACGUUGUGGGUGGCAUCACCUACCGUCCCUUUGAGCAACGUCAAUUUGCCGAAAUUGUUUUUUGUGCGAUUGCUUCUACUGAACAGGUACGAGGUUAUGGCUCACAUUUAAUGAAUCAUUUAAAAGAUUACGUUCGUGGAACUUCCAAAGUCCAGCAUUUCCUCACAUAUGCCGAUAACUAUGCCAUUGGUUAUUUUAAAAAGCAAGGAUUUACCAAAGAAAUCACCUUGCCGAAAGAAAUAUGGAUGGGCUAUAUAAAAGAUUACGAAGGUGGUACUUUGAUGCAGUGUACCAUGCUCCCAAAGAUUAAAUACUUGGAAGCGAAUGUAAUUUUAGCUAUUCAAAAAGCAGCUGUUAUUUCAAAAAUCAACAAACUCACUCGCUCCAACAUCGUUUAUCCCGGACUGGAAGUAUUCAAGAACGGACCCGCACAUAUCGAACCAAACCAAGUUCCAGGUUUGAUGGAAGUCGGAUGGUGCAAGGAAAUGGAGGAACUUGCCAAACAACCAAAGCCCAAGCCAUUCUUCGCCGUAUUAGAAAUGCUUUUUACUGAAAUGCAAAACCAUCCUUCCUCUUGGCCGUUUGCUCAACCUGUGAACAGAGAAGAUGUUCCCGAUUACUACGAAGUCAUUGAGCAUCCAGUGGAUUUAUCUACUAUGGAGUAUCGACUUCAUAAUAACCAGUAUGAAUCUGUUGAAGAAUUCAUUCGAGACGCAAAGUUAAUAUUUAAUAAUUGCCGACAAUAUAAUGAUCCAAGCACUACUUAUUACAAAAACGCCGACCGCCUUGAAAAGUUUUUCCAAAAAAAACUUUUGGAAACAGAGUACUCUCAUUUGGCCGAUUAAGAAUUCUUGGUCCUCUUCCUUUGAAAUUUAAAUCAAAAUGAUUAACCUAAUUUAUAUAGUCUCUUUUUAUUUCUGGCAUUUAAUAUAUAAUAAUUUCCGUUCA